Molecule: messenger RNA, 9600 nt
Organism: Culex pipiens pallens (northern house mosquito)
Lineage: Eukaryota; Metazoa; Arthropoda; Insecta; Diptera; Culicidae
Gene: Megf8
Product: multiple epidermal growth factor-like domains protein 8
Exons: 5
Coding region: 575-9163 (2862 amino acids)
Molecular function (GO): calcium ion binding; protein binding
Source: RefSeq, a predicted model, not a curated record
UUAAGCCAUUUUCAGUAGGAAUUUUUCCAUCACUGAACGGACGAUGGUAGCUCAUCCUGCUGGAGGUUUUCCUCACGUUUUGGGUUUAAUUUGCUACAUGUUUGUAUCACUUCUUUCUAACCGUGUGAAGCAACAAACUCAUUGACAGACGAACCGCACACAACGGAUAGAGGAAAAUUUUCGUCAUUGAUGUUUUCACUAUUUUAUCGCGUUUUAGUGCAAUAAACAUAUCAAAACUUAGUUAUUUAUAGUUGUUACGAGUUAUACAGUGUACUUCCGGUGUAGUGGAUACAGGAAUCGGGAAAAUUCGUGCUUUUAUCGGGAUUGCAAAAUUUGCCUGAAGACGUCGUUGGGCGAAGCUGUGAAAAAUACUUUGUUUACAUCGAUGCUACCAUAAAAAAUGCCUUUCACAGAUUGCGUGCAUACAAUGGUCUAUCGAAAACAAGAUUCUAUUAUUUGCAGCGAGUUUAGUCAAUGCAAAGUAGUUUGAUGAAGAAUGGAGGUGAUUUACCAGGUAGAGUAAUCCGAACACCAGAGUCAGAGACACACUGCAGCUAGUUCGGAUCGGCGGAAAAUGAGACAAUUGCCAUUACAUAAACAGUGGCCUCGUCACUUGCAGUGCAAAGCUGUAGCUAGCGGAAUGCUGAUUUCGCUAAUAAUCCUGGGCAUUCUGUUACCCUACGGCACCGAAGGUCACACCGCUCAGAAGAAUUUGCAUCAGCAGCAGUCUUGCGACAAAACAAGACGCGUUUUUAACGAAUCGUACGGAGAAAUCAGCGACGGACCGUCCGGAUAUAAUUACACCCAAGAUUCGCACUGCGAGUGGCUGAUAAAGGCUCAAAAUGAUAGCCAGUACAUCACGCUCAACUUCCGAAGCAUGGGCACCGAGUGCUCGUUCGAUUACAUCUUUAUCUACGACGGGGAUUCAUUCCGAUCGCCGCUGCUCGGCAGUUUUAGCGGUAAAACCGAACCCCAGCGAGUGGUGGCGUCGUCCGGAAGUAUGCUGGUGCUGCUGUACAGUGAUACCAACUACGUACUAGAGGGAUUCAAGGCGGAAUUUGCCGUGUCCAACUGUCCCAAUAAUUGCACGGACCACGGGAAGUGUGUGGAUCAUUCGUGCGUUUGCAACGCCAACUGGAUUGGGGAUGACUGCAGUCAAGACGCGUGCCCCGACGGAUGUGGACAGAGUGAAGGAAGAGGAAGUUGUGUGGGUGCACAAUGCGUAUGCUUAAGUAACUAUUCCGGCCAAUCGUGUAGCUUACACAAGACACAUCCCGUUCCCAACGAGUGGCACUGGUUGUCCAACUCGAAGAACGGGUUAACUCCGCGAGCCACUCACACUGCAGUGUACUACGCACCAACAGAUUCGCUGUACGUGUUCGGUGGAUACAAUCUGAAUAAAGUGCUCGGUAGUCUGAGCAUUUACCGGUUCAACACGAGCCGAUGGGAGAACGAGUGGGGCGUAAGCCUCGCUAGUGAAGAAAUGCAAUCGAUAGCAACGAUGAAUGGAAGUGCCCGGAAGGGAACGCUGUUUAGGGAACCAUCCGAAGACACGCUAGGAAUGGGAAUAGGACGCGAGCCAAACUUUUUCAACAACUUUAUCUUCUCGCUGGCGGACAACAAAACCGGUCCCUUUGGAGCAGUUUACGGAAACAAUUCACGUCCAACUGGACGGUACGGUCAUGCGGCGUGUGCAGUAAAGAAUGGUUUCGUAAUAUUCGGGGGCAAACUCGCCGGAGGUCGCUUGUCAGCGGAUUUAUGGCUGUACAAUAUAACAGAAAAUGGAGGUACUUGGUCGGAACGAGCGCUAAGAUCGGCUUUUCAGCCUCCACCGCUAACCAGACACACCUUAACCGCGGCUGAAAACUAUCUGUACGCUUUCGGUGGAGCACUCGAGAAUGGAGAAUUUUCUUCGCGAUUGUUUCGAAUUCAUCUGUCGGAAAACGCCAGUACUGAACAAUGGGAAGAAGUGUUUCCUCGUGGAGGAAAAACGUUGGAUCUUCGACUAGUGGCUCACACGACCUCCUAUCAUAAACACACCAACUCACUGAUCGUGUACGGCGGUGUUGUGGCUGGGGUUGCGCGAUUUUCCAAACUGUCCGAUAGGAUGUUUACCUUCCAGCUGGACCAUCUUCACUGGACAGAGAUAAUGUAUCCCCGGACACCGCUGAGGGACGCUUAUAUUCCGCGAGAGCGCGCUUUCCAUACAACAACAAUCAACGGAAACUAUUUGAUCGUGUUUGGCGGAUAUACUCAUAAACACAACAAGGAAGAAAUUUGCUACGACAAUCAAAUGUAUCUGUAUCAUCUGGGCUGCCACAACUGGAUUAGCCAGGACGUGCUGGGCAAAUCUCGAUAUCCGAAACAACAAGGCGUUUUUGCCCAUGCUGCCGCUUUAAGGAAUGGAAAAACUUUACUCCUUGUUGGCGGAUACCACGGUAAUGUAAACGGAGAUUUACUAGCAUACACAUUGCCACCGAUGUUGAUUGUCGAAAACGAGGAAACCUUUGAACCCGAAGCUGCCUGCCCGAGACAUGCCUCCGUAACAGAAUGUCUGUCGGAUCCCGAGUGCGGAUGGUGUUCGGCGGAUGGCCUCUGCUACGGAAGAACGGUCGGAGCCAAUUGUACCACAAAUUUGCAAACGAUGCGAUGCCGUGGAAUCUGUCCGGCACUUGGGGACUGCCACUCUUGCCUGAUUCAUGGUUCCUCCUCUACAGGAAAUAUCAAAUCCAUCGCCAACAAACUUGGUCUCGAUCGGUGCACUUGGUGUGUUCAAAAUGCUCGCUGUCACCACAAGGACGACAAUUACGGAGUUUGUGGAGAAGACACUCCGUCCGGAUGGUGGGGGCCAAAGGGCACAGAGGUCAUCAAACCAGAACAGUGCACAGAACUGGACACAAGACCAGGCCUCACAUUCCUCAAAUACUUAGCCCCUAUUAAUUGGUCAAUGCCUGAUACGGUCAUGAUCGUCAACGCAACCAUGGUCGAUUUUAAUCUUCCGUCCUCAACAACUCAUACCGAGCAAUCUUUCAGCGGACAGGUCGUUGCCCGUUUGCUAGGAUACAUCCGUCCACCUGCCGUGUGGGAAGGAGCAGGAGAAAAACUCAGAGCGUGUGCCAGUUACUCGCAAGCUGUACUACGAAUGGCUUCCACCGAUGCCGUCGACUACAAUCCUCGCAAGAAACUCUACCCGGUUGUAACCGCCAACAUUACCGCAAGCCACACAACAAUCUGUGAGAUGGCUCAGUGGAGAAGUUUAGAGCCUCGCUAUCGUGUAAUGGUAGACUUCCAAGCGAAAAGAAACAUGAACACAGGCGCCCAGACUCACCCUCAGCAAAUCAGUAAGAUGGGUCUUCAGCACAGCGCAAUCAACCAGGAAAAUCCAAAGGCAUUCACGUUUGAGUUUUUGGAACCUUACUCCAACGGAUCCUGCAGUGAAUACAAUAACUGCCUACAUUGCUUAGCAGAUUCGCUGUGUGGAUGGUGUGAAACGACCAACGAGUGCGUCUCCCGCCAGGAAAACGAAACGUUAGUUUGUCGUCGCGGAGAUAACUGGCGCUACCUUACCGUAAAUCCGUCUCAAUGUUCCAACUGUUCGAACUACAUUUCCUGCGAGCAGUGCAUCGAAGCUGGUAUCUGCGAAUGGUGGGCUGAGGAUGCUCGCUGUUCCCGAAAAGGUCGAUCCGUAACUGCUGUAACAGAACUAGAAGCAUGUCCUGCGCCGUGUUACUUGCGUGAAAACUGCUCCAGUUGUCUCAACGAUCGCGGUCGAUGUGUGUGGUGCGAGGCAACCAGUCAGUGUUUCAGUUUUUCGGUUUACACCAGCGAGUAUCAAUUUGGGCUUUGUCGCGAGUGGCUCGAUCAAACCAUGCCAAUCGGGAUGCCACAGUCACAAGAUCCAGCGCAACAACACUCGAUUCAACCGAUCCAGCAGUGCAAAUCAUGUACCAGCCAUCAGAACUGCUCACAUUGCCUUCGAUCACUGAGCUGCGGCUGGUGCUACGACGUGGACAAUCCCAUCGAGGGCGUUUGCAUACAAGGUGAUUUCAAUAGAUCCGCUUUUGAUUGCAGUACGGCACUGAACAUUACAGAAGACAGAGCCCGAUGGUCGUAUGCCCAGUGUCCAGAUGUGGACGAGUGUGAACUGGGUCUGCACGAUUGUCACGCACAAGCUGAGUGUAUCAACACGCACGGAUCUUACACCUGUCGCUGCCGGAAAGGAUUCCUGGGCGAUGGAAUCCGUAAUUGUAUUCAAACCUGUUACGAAACGUGCGUGCACGGGUACUGUUCCGGAGGUCCAGAGUACAAAUGCCAGUGUGACCUUGGCUGGACGGGAAUCGAUUGCAGUCAAAACUGUGCGUGUAACAAUCAUUCAACGUGUUCCCAGGGUGUGGGCAAGUGCGACAAAUGUAUGAACUGGACGGAAGGCCUACACUGUGAGCGAUGUAGUCCGGGAAGUUUCGGAAAUGCGACGACCCAGUUGGGUUGCCAACCGUGCGAUUGUAAUGGGCACGGCAAUGAGGCUCUUGGAAUAUGUGACUCACAAACUGGCGAGUGCUACUGCCAGGACAACACGGAAGGACUCAAGUGUGAAGUGUGUAAUCGGAACUUUUACGGUGAUCCGAAGGCCGGCGGUCAGUGCUACUACCAGUGUGAACCUCGCGGAGUUUUGACCCACAUUGGAACACAAGGAAUAGGAUCACACCAGUUGCACAAAUCUGCCCGUGGAGGAACAGAAGCUCGUGAGUGCCUGUGGAUUAUAAGUCCGUAUGUGAAGCACGGUGUUGAAUUGAAGAAUGCUAUAAUUCAGUUUGAGAUUGAGCCACAAGACAUGAAUGUAACGUGCGGGCAGAACGCGAUUUAUGUAUACGAUGGAUUGCCGGACUUGACCGGGGUAACGUUACAGAAGCAGUUGUUGGCAGUAUUUUGCAACGAAAACAAAAGUCCUUGGAUAACGGAAGCUCGUUCAGGCCAUUUAACGGUUCACUACAGGCAGGGCCAUGAUCAGGGCUUCAAGGCGAUCUACAGCGUAAUGAGUUGCAAUAUCAACACCUGCAAACGACCAUACAUUUGCUCAGAUAACAAAUGUGUGUGCCCAAAAGGGUUCACCGGUCCGCGAUGUUCGCUGAAAAUUUGCCCCUUAGAUUGCAAUGUUGAGCAGAAGCAAGGAGUUUGCGACGCCGGAUACGGACGCUGUAUCUGUGCGCCAGGUUUCGGCGAUGCAGACUGUUCCAGACAAAUCAAGCCGUCCAAUAUAGUGUUUACAGAACUGUUCAACUCGUAUCUCAUUUCGGAAAAUUUUGAACAUUUGCGUAAGACUCUGCCCCGAUUUGGACACACUCUGGUAGCAGAUCGACGUGGUUCGCUGUGGAUGUUUGGUGGAUACUCGUUAUCCCACGGCCCACUGAACGAUAUUCGCCAGUUUGACACGAAGAACAACACCUGGAUGCAGGUAACGGUCGAUUCCAGCCCUGAAGAUCGAAUGCCCUUGGGACGGUACUUUCACGCAGCGGAGAUGAUCAUGUCCAAGCAAGCCAUCUACAUCUACGGCGGACUUUCACGCAAUCAAACCGACCACCUGGUGUUGGAUGAUUUCUGGCAGUUUGGCCUACAGUCGCAGCGAUGGAGUAUUGUGAACCAGAAAGGCUCCAAGCCACCCCAGUUGGCAGGACAUUCAAUGACUCUGAUCAAGGAAGCCGACAAGGAAGUGUUGUUGGUGAUUGGAGGUUUUUCCGUCUCAGCUGGGCUGUCCACUCACAUUUGGAUGUUCGAUCUCGGCUCGAAUAGCUGGUCCAAAGUGUUGACCACAGGCGGGAAACCCGCUGGAAUUUUUGGACACAGUGCAGUGUGUCAUCCGUCGAAGCAGAUAUUGUACAUAUUUGGUGGAAUCGUCUAUUCAGGUGGACGGACUCGUGUUUCGAACAAAAUGUACGCCCUCAAUUUCAAAAACUUCAGGUGGAUUGAACUUCCAGUUUUCGUAAAUAGACAAUCUGAUUACAUUCCUCAAGCGAGGUACCUUCAUUCGGCGGUUACAACGGAGAAUUAUAUGCUGAUAGUUGGAGGAAGGUUCCCGUCUGGUGGAACGGGAGACACGCUGGUAGCUUAUGUGUACAAGUGUAAUCAGUGGAUUCGACUAAGCGGAGACAUUGAAAUCAUCGGAAGCACUUUCGGGCAGAUUUACGCCCAAGCGAUGACUCAAGAUCCAGAAUAUGACGCAUUUUACGCUGUUGGCGGUUGGGAUGGAAGCAGUUACAGUCGUGUAAUUAAAAUUAACAUCCCAGCUGAUUUAUGUGAUCUUUGGAGCGGUUCCAAGUACAUUUGCCGGCAGUAUAUGGGUUGCAGUUUUUGCGCUAUCAAGACAAUGGAUGAAUAUACCUCGCACUGUUACGCCUACGGAAAUUCCGACAUUUGUGACGCACAAAACGGGACGCUAUCGUUCAACAACGGAGCACCUUGCGACGACGAUUGGCUAUCGAAACGAAACUGUUCAUCGUUUGACUCGUGCGGCACAUGUCUAGCAACUUAUCCGUUCCAUACGGAAGCGCAACCAGCAUGCCAGUGGUGUCCUACUUGCGGAGGACAUGGUAAAUGUAUGCCUUUUGAAUCAAACUCGACAAGUACGAUAGACAGCUGCCCGAUGGUCAGUUGUGUCGCGUCGGAUUGUGAGAGUUGUAACGCAAUGCCGAACUGUACAUGGACGCUUUCGGGAAAAUAUUACAAGUGCCAGUUUCGGAAUGAUACUGACGGCAACAGAAAGCCUUCGAUUUGCCCGAUGAGCUGUCACACACAUACCAGCUGUAGCACCUGCUUGAGUCAACCAUCUUCCGAGGGUGGGUGGUCGGAUUGUCGGUGGUCAACGCAGCUUAACGAGUGCAUUUCUCCCAGUUACCAACCGCUGUACUGCGCUGGAAGCGUCUGUGGACUUGUGCUGGAACCAUCGGAUAUUGACCAGUGUCCUGAACCGUGUGGAUCAUUCCUGCAAUGUGCCACCUGUUUGCGGCAUGCCCACUGCGGUUGGUGCUCACGGAAUGGAACCGAAGGGGACGGGGUUUGUACGGAAGGUUCUCUGGAUAGUCCGGUUGAUUAUCCCGCCUCUUCUACGUGCGAUGUAAUUUACCGAGCUAAGAACAACAUAACCACGAUUGAUUCCAACGAUCGAUUCAGCUGGAACUACAUCAAAUGUCCACCGGAGAACGAAUGCGCUAACAGUCAUCACAAUUGCAACGUGAAAUCGGAGAGGUGCGUUGAUCUGCUGCAUGGAUACGAGUGCCAGUGUGCCGAAGGGUAUCGCGGACAAUUGAUAGAUUCGGCCAUGGUAUGUGUUCCAGUUUGCAAGCAGGGUUGCGUUCGUGGAUCUUGUGUGGAACCGGACAAGUGCGAUUGUGAUUUUGGAUAUGUGGGUGCCAACUGUAGCAUUCAGUGCCAAUGCAACGGACAUUCAAACUGUGCAGGACCUGACCAGUUGGACACGUGCUUGCACUGUCACAACAACACUCUCGGAGUACAGUGUGAAAAGUGUAUGCCAUUCUUCGUGCGUGAUCCUCGAAACGGUGGAGAAUGUGUUCCCUGCUCAGAGUACUGCCACGGUCAUACGGAUAUUUGCGUUGGCAAAGAUCUGGAACCGUCUGUGCGGAACAUGAGCUACGCUGAACUUACGAGAACGCUCACCGAAGGACCACAGUCGGACGCGGUAUGUUUGCGGUGCAGUAACUUUACGGAUGGAGAUCAAUGUGACAAGUGUAUCCCGGGUUAUUUUCGAGGGGCAAACAUCCCGAGUGAUCCCUGCCGGCGGUGCCAGUGCCACGGCCACGGAGACAUGUGCGAUCCGGUGACGGGAGAGAAGUGCAACUGUGGCAACAAUACCGAAAGUGACAACACCUGCUCUGCCAAAGGAAAGAACCUCGCGUACAGCUGCUGGUCGAUGCAGUGCACCAAGUGCAAGGAUUCUUACUCUGGCCAUCCGUCCAAUGGGCAUCAGUGCUACAAACACAUCACCGUUGACUCCAGGAUGUGCUUCGAUGCGAAAUCUAUCGAUGAAUGCAAGAUCAAACCACAACCGUUGAAGCCCGGACAAACCGUGUUCUUCGUAAUACAGCCACGCUACAUGAACGUAGAUAUUAGAUUUAUAGUAGACGUUACCCAGGGUGAACUGGAUUUCUACAUGAGUCCAAAUGAUGAGUCUUUUGUUGUACAACCAAACAAUAGCUCCGGCUACCAUGACAUUUAUCUGGAUAACCGUUACUCUUGGCAUCAAGAUAUUGUGGACAUCGAAGCCGUCGAUGGGAUGAAUGUGUAUCCGUUGAAUAUCAACCGUAACUACUCCGACAUUAACAUGGAUCCUCCUCUACCAAUUGGCUCGCUGUCCCAUUCUCACUGUCGUAUGGACACGGAAAAGUUCUUCUAUGUUAAGGAUAAAAUUGCCAAGGAUCUUAUAACUUACGUUACCCUGCAACAAUGCAACUCACUGCUACGUGUGUUUGGAUUGAAGAAUCGAUUGGUUGUGACUUUACCGCAUACAGUGCACUCGCUGGGCCAAACAAAGUUCUACAUUGCACUUAGGGCACGUGCUGGUUCCACCGCUAGUUACGGAUUGGUUUUCUUCCGACAGGAUCAGCUGCACAUUCACUUGUUUGUGUUUUUCUCGGUAUUUUUCUCCUGCUUCUUUCUCUUUUUGGCUAUUUGUGUUCUUGCGUGGAAAGCCAAACAAGCGGCGGACAUGAGACGGGCACGCAGGCGUCACGUUGUGGAGAUGCUACACAUGGCCAAACGACCCUUUGGGCGCAUCAAUCUGUCCUUGGAGACUCCCAGCGAAACGCCCGCCAGUCAUCGUAAAAGGGGCCGAAGUAAACAGGCGUCCGCGCACCAUUUGCAACAGGACAUUGCUCCCGUGGCACUGGAACCGACCGCAGACAAUGUGGCCGCGGUUGGAACCGUAUUCGUGCGUCUUCCAGGCAAGCACAAGUCCCAGGUAUCGCUGGCGCUGGCCUCCUCUCUUGUGGUUCUGACCCGAAAUCAUCACACCACGUACAAUCGGGCAUUCCAGCGUCGGAGAGGAUCCUCGCAUUACGUUCCACCAAAUAUGCAACAGGGACCGCCGUUGUUUGUUGAUUUGCCCCAAGAGCAGGUCCCUCUGCAGCCACUUGCAUUGAACAGGGCACAGUAAAGUUGAAGCCAAAUACGUGAUCGUGAUCAUGAACAAGCACAUUUUGGGAGCCUCGCAGCAAAGAACCCACUUAUGAGUUUACGGUAAUGUUUACUAUCUAAGAACAAAUGCACAGUUAGUCCAGAACCUAUAGUUAGUUUGUACAAGUAUGUAAUUGAAGUUUUCUUUCAAAGACAAUUUAUUUAUAGGGAAAAUAAUAAAUUAUUGAUAGCAACUUAGGAUUGUAUUAGGCAAAAAUAACCACUGAUCUCGAGAGAGCUAUAACUGGGAUAGCUUACUGUAAAUAUCAAUAGCAAAUGAAUGGCGAAUAUGGUAGAGUGCAAUUUAGAUUACUCAAGCGUAAUCCCGAACAAAGACAAGAAAAGAAUCUCUGUAUGUAAUGUAAGAUGUGAAUGUAAUGUUGCUAUGAACGUCCGAAAAGUAGUGAUUUCUUAAAA